Colletotrichum paranaense is the source of this 1101-nucleotide messenger RNA. RefSeq lists its product as uncharacterized. Lineage: Eukaryota; Fungi; Ascomycota; Sordariomycetes; Glomerellales; Glomerellaceae. Gene Ontology annotation, molecular function: protein binding. The record is from RefSeq and is a predicted model, not a curated record. The transcript has a single exon. The coding region runs from base 1 to 1101 and encodes 366 amino acids.
AUGGCUCGAACAACCAUGUCCCCAGGCAGUCAUUGGCCUAGAACCAGCACGCUGCGAGGAUGUCGAACCAAUCGUCUUCUUCGAAUGUUCCUCCUGUUCGGCCAGACUUUGAUUGGACUUUCAGUUCUAUCUACUCCGUUGCAGGCCUUUGCUUUUGGCAGCCUUGGCACCAAUUCAGCGGUUCGCAGUAGCAGUUUACGACUCCUCGAACCGCGCGCCUCCCGUGAGGGCCAACCGGUCGUCGCCGUCAACCCCACCAACCCCGACAAUAGUGUCUUCGUGUCGACACGCUUCCAUCCUCUACCUGAACUUGAGCCCGUUGGGGGUUGCUUUCUGACCUAUACGCUCGACCGCGGAACCACCUGGAAUAACGUCACAGCGGAUUUCCCCUUAGGUGCCGCCCCGAAGUGCGGCGAGCAACAGGUCUUUGUCGACGCGAAUGGGACAUUUUUUCUCCUCAACAACCAGGUCUUCUCCGGCUUGGAAGAUAAUAUUGCCGCUCAUCCCCAGUUGUCCAAGUCCAUUGACCGAGGCAAAACGUGGAGUGUUCCAUCUGUGACACCGCUUCAUAUGCAAGGUGCGACAAAGCUGCGGGUCGACGUGGCUACGGGAAAGGUGUACGCAAAUGGUGCAUCGUCUUGGGUAUACCUAGCAGCUGUGUCUGUCAGCUCAGACGGAGGCGAGACCUGGGCUGUUUUCAAUCAAAUCCCCGGUCCCGUGGACGUCUGCCUGAACUAUCAGAUUCCAGACCUGCCUCCAAUCUGUGGAUUUCCCGGCAGAUCCAUUGCAGUUCACGACGGCAUUCUGGCUUCGGCUGCGGAGGGCUCGAACGGACACCCAGAGAUGUACGUGAGCCAUGACGAAGGCGUGACAUGGGAGACAUUUCCCUUGACUGACGGCCGAGGCAACUUCGUGGCAAACGGCACCGACCCGAUGCUGGCCAAGUCUGGCAUUAGUCUUCCUAGUGAUCCAACACCGUGGGUAUCCACAGACCCUACCUCAACAGGUCGUUUCGCGCCUAUGGUUCUACGCGACUUCACGCUAGAAGUUUACAUCAUAAAUACCGUAAGUGAAAAGUUUACAGGUCUAGCCGGUAUUUAG